Molecule: messenger RNA, 12024 nt
Organism: Fusarium sp. VM40
Lineage: Eukaryota; Fungi; Ascomycota; Sordariomycetes; Hypocreales; Nectriaceae
Source: the annotation of a GenBank genome assembly
AUGGGGAAGAUCACCAAACCCAUGCAACAAAAGCACAAGGAUACCUUGUCUCCUUGGCUCAAGAGCUAUGUUGAAACCGCCUCAACGACACCUCUUCCCCUCUUACCACAAGAGCUCAACAGCUUUCCAUCACGAUGGCCCUUCGGACGUGGCGAUUUGUACCACUGGAUACCCCUUCUCAACCGAUUUGAUAGCCUGCUCGAACAUUUCUGUGCCACAUACAAGUUGAACGAGGGCCCCCAGGCUCGUGACUUUGGCUGCGAUGUGUUACUCAACCUGGAUAAGGAAUCAGCCUUUGGAGGCGAGAGGCAGUGGUCAGCGGCAGAGCUAGAAGAUUUGGGGUUUUCAGUGGAGGGAGACAGAGAGCUUGUCGAGGCAAUUCUGCGCUUUACUCGCAUGCUCUUAGAGCACUCUGGUAAUCGCAGCAUCUAUGCCAGUAGCGCUCAUCUCAAUGACCUUCUCAACACCACAUCUCUGACCGUGCUCAUUGCUACACUUGAAGUUGGUUCCGAGUUGGCUCAGCGGUACCAAGCAUCUGUCAAGCGUAUCGCCAACCCCUCUAGGCAGAUCUGUGCGGCGUUGCUUGCAAACCAUUACAAUAUCGACCUUGACAGGGUUCAGCAACUUGCCUUGCCUUUCGUCAAGACGCCAAUUAUCAACCUGUCGGAUCCUGUACCAUCACAUACACCUGGGUCUGUCAAAGGGAAAGAUCGUGCGCAAGGAGGAGGCUCCAAAACAGCCAAUUCGAUGCACGCGAACGACCUAGUUGCACUUGCUGCUUCGGAUGACAAACGAUGGGUUGGCUGGGGAGAUGUUAAGGUGACAUACUACCCCCAGAGUGCUCAGCAGGAGACUACCGUCACAGACGCUGGCCAUGCAUCGGUGCCAUCUACGCCAACACCGCUCCGUCGCAGUUCUACCAUGACAUCUCAGCACCAAACCCCCAGGGCUAGAAGCAACCUCGACGAUUCAUCUCCACUUGCACCUCGCACACCUGGUAUUGAAACCGAUCCAGCCUCAGCUGGCCCUAAGGUUUUUGAACUACCUCAGUCCGUUGUUGCUUCGAAUUCCGUGUACCAGUUGGUGUCGGGCACCCCUGUGGAUCUCCCGCCUGCUUCAAAGUACGAAUCCUUUCAUAGGAUCAGAGUUUCCAAAGCCCUUAUGGAUUCCAGCGAAUCGCGACAGCAGUUGCUUGCUGUCCGCCUACUAGCGAUCAACAACCUCGCGUAUAUCCACAACGAAAUUAACUUCCUCGAGAAGGUGCUUCGUCAAGACGCCGACGAGACCCGCAGAUUCCAACUUGUCUAUCAGCUUGCUGAAUUAAUUCACCCCACAGUUCAUGGAAACAUUGAAGUUCCUUUGUGGCUUCAAGCUGUAGCCCUUGCUCUACUCGAAGCGGUCUCGAAUUUUCAAGCCAGAUGUCAAGAUGUCUUAUCUGCUCUGAAUGCAAAUGUUAACCAUGGUAUCUUGCUCUACGUCAUCCGCAAAGCCGUUGCGGGAAUGAAGGAGGAUGAUGACAGUGAUAAAGGAAACCAAGUCACGGCAAUGGAUGAAUGGCGUAACAAUCUAUUCUCCCUUACACUUCACCUUUCCAUGUCUACGAGAGUGGGAAGCGAGAUGGUGUCUGCCGGACUUAUGGAAAUCCUUGUUGAAAUCCUGAACAUCAGAUCAAGUGUUGCACAGCGAAACCACUCUAUGGUACUUGCAUUUUUGGAUGGUUUGAUUUGGUCGUACCAGAACGCCUUUACCGCCUUCUUCAACGCUAAGGGCCUUGAUGCUGUGUCUCAACUGGUCGUGGACACUGUCACAGAGGCACAGACUUUGCAUAAGGCUGGUCAAGGUAUUCCGAAGGAUCAGCAGUCCGGCCAAGUGGAUUAUGAGAUCCCAUAUUACCAACAUCAGACACUCAAGUGGUUACUCAAGUUUGUUCAUCACAUUAUGUCAAACUCAUACAGCUAUAGUGGAAACACUGACCGUCUGCUCCGUAACCUCGCUGAUAAGUCGGACCUUUUGGGGAGCUUGCGAGACAUCAUUGAAGACAAGAAGAACUUCGGUUCUGUCAUCUGGACGCAUUCAGUCACUAUUCUCAGUGAUUUCAUCAACAACGAUCCCACAAGCUUCGCCGCCAUUUCGGAGUCUGGAAUGAUCAAGACAUACUUGGAGGCUGUCACUGGGAGACCCCUCCCAAGUGAUUUGUUAGCAGAGCAGAAGCCUGACGAGAAAGAAGAAGACGAAGAAUCUGGUUCUUCAAGUAACACCGUCUCUUCGAUUGUUGCUAACGAUCCCCGACCACACCCUCCCACCGAAGACAUACUCCGGGAGUCGCCUCGUGAAUCAUUAGCAGCAGGAAUUCUGCCAUCAUCCGACGCCAUCACCGUUGUGCCUCAGGUCCUUAACUCGAUCUCCCUCAACAACACUGGUAUGAAAAUGGUAGUAGCCUCGCGCGCUUUUGAUAGCUUUCUGGAGAUUUUUGAGAGCCCUGCUCAUGUAAGAUGCAUGGAACUCGACACAGAUCUUGCGAGCAACGUCGGAUCCAGCUUUGACGAACUUGCUCGUCACCACCCACCCUUGCGUACCGCUAUUUCUAAUGCCGUCAUCGACAUGGUUGCUCGCGUACGCUUCAUGGGCAUCGAAAAGGCAAGAACGGCUGGAUGGGGUGCUCGCAUGCUGUUGGUCGACUCUGAGGGCAAGACAGUAUCGUUGGAUGAAACCGGUAAUUUGAUGCCGUCAACUGCGUCUUCAGAGCAGAACCAAGAAAGAGACACUCCUGGCGACGCGGAUGUGAAGAUGAUUGACGCUGUGGGAACAAACGAGAUCGACCCUGAGUCUCGCAAGGAUGAUAGCUCAGAUUCAUCGAAGCGCACGAUCACGCCCUAUAUCUACGCCCUGUCCUAUUUCCUGACAGCUUACAUUUCCAACCAGGGCUUGAAGACCAGCUUUGUGGAAGCUGGUGGCCUUGAGCUACUGCUUGACAUCUGCGAGUCCCCAAGCCUGCCUACUAACUUUGGAGAUUACAACGCCUCAAGAUUCCUUCACACAGUUGUUUCGCAACUCGUUGAAUCUUUCCCUAUCCGUGGUCUUCCUUCUCUUCUGCGGCGUGCUCAGUUGGCCAUCGAUACUCUGAAACCACUGUCUGACAAGACGGACACCUUGCCUCCCUACUUUGCACCGUUUCUCAAUUCUGACCUGAAAACGAUUCGCGAUGACCAAGAACCUCCAGAAGCAGUCAAGAGUGGCACCAAGAUGAUCAAGGCGUUGUUGAAUGCGCAGACGUUCAUCAAGAUCAUUUCUGAUUGCUUUGCUACAUCAAGGCAAAAUGCAUUGCAGUUCUAUCCCAUCAAUGUCUACGACUACUACCUUAACCUUGUAAAUUCCAUUGGGCCUCUGUUGCGUGGAGUUCUCACAGAGGAGGCGGGCGAGCUCAACGUCAUUCCUCAACAUUGGUCGUUAAGGCGCCAAACAGCUUCGGAGGGGACAUCUGCUGCAAACAUACCUGAACCAGACAUUGAUGACAGUGCUUUAUUGCCAGAUAUGUUGAGUAGCUCGGGUCAGUUCCAGCUGAAGACCACAUCGGACGACUCUAAGCCCAGCCGUCCCACAGCUGAAGAGCAAGCUAGCCCUCGUUUCCAGAACUACGAAACACUCCGACAGUUGUUACAUCCUAUGAUCCCAACAACGUUUCCUCUGUUCCAGACACUUGGCAAGUGCCUGCUGCCUCGACGGGAGCGAGACCCCCGUGAUCUUUAUCAUCGACCCCGUCACUUGGAACUUGCACGGGCACUCGCGAACGCUGUUCUUAGCCAGCUGAGGCCCUCCGUGGCCAUCGCAGCACCCACUUCCAAGGACUUCCAUUUCUGGAUUAUCAUGCUGCAUACCAUCAAUGAAAUGGUGACUGACCAGCCCUCCACUCGACCAAGCGGCGAUCGAUCAAAUGUCCAGAUCAUCAUGCCCGUCCUCCUUGCCUUCAAGGAAGAGGGUGGAAUGGAUGUUUUAAACUCGAUGCUCAAGAUCUUCGCUCAGGCAGUACGCGAAGGUCCAGACGCAGCGAUGGACGAGACGUCCAGAUCCAAGGUUGCUGCUUUUGGCCUCAAGAAAGCUCUGGAAUUGAUUCUCAUAUUGGUCAAUGGGAAGUACCUUUCCGAGGCUCAAAAUGCAUACGCUCUGCAACCCCGUUCUGCCGAUAGAUCCUCAAGCUCAACCCAUAUUUGGCAGCAAUUCGUGGUAGAGUUCCGCGUAGCCGUUCUCCCUGAGGUUAUAGAGCUAUGGGACUCUUCCUUCGUCGAAAGGGUGCCUCAUCAAACCGUGACGCGGUUGAUAGAUAUCCUCAAGCUCAUUUCUACGGGAGAACACGAGCCUUCAUCAUCUACGAGAGACAGACCCCCUUUCCAUCUCUUCAACUCCACUGAUGUUCGGUUCGAUUGGCGCUCGCACCGUGGCACUAUCGAGGAGCUGCUCGCGAAAGGAUACGACACUGACUUGGUACAUGAAGCAGUGUAUCGGGUAAAUGGCAAUCCGGUUCUCGCAGAUAGCUAUUGUUUGGCCCACAAGGCUGGGCUCGCCGGUGCCCGCAACCCAAUUCCAGCGAAAGACUCUGACACAUCGGUUUUGCAAGAGACCCCGCAAGAACCUGCAGUUAUCAGCGAGACAGAAGAAGUCAAUGAAAACAACACAGCGGAUGCGGAUCGCAUGUCCCUGGAUGGACCUCCUGAGAUUGGUACCCCCGAUCUCGUAGACAGAUUCCUGGGAGAGGCAUUGGGCGAAAUCAUUGAUCCUUCUCAGCCUAUAGAUGAGACACAUGAAGCCCCAAUUGUGGCGACCGAAACACCUGGGAAUGUUGCAGAAGAUACAGGAAAGACAGAAAGCUCGCAUGCCUCGGUUGCUACCAAGGAGGAGAUCGACAACUUCCGUGCGAAACUACGAGCCAACAUGAUAGACAGAUGCCUUGACGUCGUUCGCGCACACCCUGAAACAGCGAUCGAGGUAUCUGAGCUCAUCCGGACGAUGGCUCUGAGACAGCAGUCUAGUGAAAGUGAAGACGAAGUGGGCCAGACCUUGACUUUGGCAUUGUCUUCACUCGCCCAGGACGAGGAAGAAGAAAAGCAACGUACUGGAAAAUGCAUUGCAGCCUAUGCCCAUCUACUAGCAUUGCUUCUCCAAGACGAACACUUCUUCGAAAACAAUGUAGAGAGUCUGAGGGAGCAUAUCAAUGAGUAUAUUGGCUUCCUGAAGAUUUCACCUUCAACCUCCACUGAAGAAAUGCCGCCGUGGAUUCCUUAUAUCCUGUUGGUUAUUGAGACAUUACUUCGUCACGAUGAACGCCCAGUUGCUGCGCAAUGGAGGGCACCCAAGUCACUGGAUGAGGCUGUCUCCGAGCCAAUCAUUCAGAUGCGUACCCCGACUGUCAGUGAUGAAGAUCGCACCCAUAUUUUAGAAUCUCUGCUCGAGUUGCUGCCACGCAUAGGCAAGGAAGAAACUCUUGCCGUUGCAGCACUGAGAGUGUUGGUAAUAUUGACACGCAACCGUCGUCUAGCCAAGUCAGUUGGUGACAAGAAGAACUUACAACGGUUGUUUCUUAUGGCAAAGCAACUGUCGGGUUCUGGCUCUGAAAGGUUCAAGCAGACCAAGCUUACUGCUCACAUCAUGACCGUCCUCCGUCAUAUUGUGGAGGACGAAGAGACAAUAAAACAGAUCAUGCGUGCCGAGAUUAAGAUUGGCCUUCCAAACCUGCAGCGAUCGCAACGUGGUCAUACUGACAUCAGCAACUAUUUGCGAGCGAUGGCACCAGUCGCCCUCCGUGCCCCUGAUCUUUUUGUCGAAGUUUCCAACGAGAUGGUCCGUUUUACAAGAUGGACAUCUCCUGCAAGUGAUGGUUCUCGAUCUCAAGCUCUUGUACUUGUACUGAAAGAGGAGGCUAGCGAAGCAAGCUCCGACAAGAUUGGUGACAACGCUGAUGAUGCAACCGAACAAAGCAUCAAGCCAACUACAGAGACUACAGACAAAGAGAUGCUUGAUGCACCGAAAGCGCACGAGAGUAAACGGCCUGUUGUUGAAAAUCCCGAUGGCGUUAUUCAUUUCCUUCUCUGCGAAUUACUCAACUAUCGUGAAGUUGACGAUAAGGAAGUGUCAGCUGUCGAGAAAGACUCCAAACCUGACAGCGUGGCUGAUCCCGAAGAUACGGCGGCUAGUUCCAAAGAAAACAGUACAUCCGAUGCAAAGGAUAAGAAGCCAGCAAAGCCCGUGUUCAAAUCCGAUGAGCACCCCAUCUUUGUCUACCGAUGCUUCUUGCUCAACUGUUUGGCCGAGCUUCUGCAGAGCUAUAACAGAACCAAGAUGGAGUUUAUUAACUUCAAGCGCAAUGCCCCGCUUACUACCAGUACACCGAUCAAGCCUCGAUCAUCAGUUCUAAAUUAUCUGAUUUAUGAUCUGCUUUGUCAAGGCAAUCUCAGCGGAACAGUGGACACCAUUGCUGGUAAGAAGAAGGGCGCAACUUCGGCUCAAACUCAGAAAGUCUUGGUUGCUUUGGUCGCCAAGACAAGUGAGAAAGCGAUCGAUCGUGGCCAGGAUAAAUUCUCAUACGACGAUGAGCCCGAUCUUCUCUUUGCACGCAAAUUUGUUCUUGAUACUAUGUUGAAGGCCUACGAAAGAGCACCACUGUCUGAUGAACCCCUGGAAACUCGGUACUCGCGAAUGCUAUGCCUGGCUGAACUCAUGAACCACAUGGUGGCUGGCGACAGAGACAAGGAUCAAGGAGCCACCGGCCGUAGUACCGACAGCGUUAGCGUCCAAGCCCGAUCCCAUGCACAGCUACGGAGAUUGAUGUACGAGAAAGGCUACCUCGACAAGCUUACAUCCUCCAUCGCAGAGAUCAACCUCAACUAUCCAGGCGUGAAACGUGCGAUCAAGUAUAUCCUACGUGUGUUACGAAUUCUCACCGAGACAGCCAAAGAGCUGAGCCAUUCCAAUAUCCUGCCUUCCGAUUCUCUAUCAGAUACAGCAGACGACGACCUUGGCUCAACUUCUUCGCUCUCAGACCUCGAUGAUCGUGAGGAAACUCCUGAUCUGUAUCGCAACUCUGCCCUUGGCAUGCUGGAGCCCCGUGGCGACGAUGACGAUUCUGACGAGGACGAAGAGGACGAGGACGACGAUGAAGACAUGUACGGUGAUGAAUACGAUGAUGAAAUGGAUUACGGAGACGACAUGUCGGAUGAAGAAGACAACAUUAGCGACGACGACGAAGAACUCGGUGAAAUGGGCGAAAUCGAAGGCCUUCAUGGGGAGCCAGGAGUCGUCGAGGUCAUCAUGGAUGAAGACGAUGAUGAAGAUGACAGUGAUGACGACGACGAUGACGAUGAAAUGGAAUCUGCAGAUAUGGAGGACGUGGAGGAUCGUGUCGAAAUCGUCGACGAAGAUGGCAACCCUCUUGAUGAUGACGGCAACUCAGGAUGGGAGAGCGCUAGCCACGACGAUGAAGAGGACGAAGACCAGGAGGAGGAUGAAUUGGACUUCGGCGUAGAUGUACAGGAGGAGCACAUGCCCAUGGAGCGCGAAAUCCUGGAUGGCAUGGCUCGAGCCAUCAUGGGAGAAGGCGACGUCUUCGACCCAGAUUCACUAGAAGAACACUAUCUCGAUGAUGGCCACGACGAGGAUGGAGAUGAGGACGAUGAGGACGAGAUGGAGGACGACGAAUAUCUUUACGAUGAUGAUUAUCCCAUGGAUGAUCAGCCUCAGUCGAUGCCAGCUCUCGGAUGGGAUGGCCUCGGCGCCGAAGACGAAGACCGCCACCGACAGAUGUUCAUAGCGGAUGGCCAAAGUCGACGAAGGUUUAUUACUUCACGAGCUGCGGAACCCAGCCGACCUUUCCCUCCCAGCUUUAUUGUUGGUUCCAAUCGGGAUGCGACUAGUGAUUUCCGCAACUUCUUUUCGCGCAGUCAUCGCCCAGGAGCAGCUCAACCUAACGCGGACGAUGGCACCAACCCACUUCUUAGACGGGGUGACCAGAACCGCGAUAAUCCUCAGCGUUCUGGCCAUAGCCAUUCUCUCGGUCUGCGAGUCCCUGAAGGUAUUUUUGGCCCAGGCGUGAGAAACCUUGAUGGACCGAUGGGAUUUCUUGGUGAACUGAUGGAAUUUCUCCCAAUCAUGGGACGAAAUGGACAGCAAGCUUUCCAUUUGCAAAUCACUGCCCCCGGUGGCCACCGCGAGGCUAGAGAGUUUGGUCCUAUUAGAACCUCGCGCACUGAACAAAGACGUGAGGGAUCGGCUCAGGACCCCUUCGGAGCAGUCUCAUUUUCUAUUGAGGGCACGAUCGAUCGUUAUCAAGAGGAGGCCAGGAUGAUCUUUGGUACCAGCAAUGCGACAGAAGCCGCCAAGCUCCAAAACAUCAUUAUGGCCAAGCUUACGCCGGAUGCUAUGGAGCUGGAGAGAAAGCUGAAGGCAGAGGAGGCUGAACACCAAAAGCGAGAAGAAGAGGAGCGUAAGAAGCGCGAGGAGGAGCAGCGCGUAGCACGCGAAGCUAAGGAAGCCGAAGAAAAGGCCGAAAGGGAGAAACGAGAGGCAGAAGCUCGCGAGGCUGCCGAGCAAGCCGCCUCUGAGGCCGCUGCUGCUAGCCAAGCCGCUGCCACUGAGGACCAGAGAGACGAAGGCGCGAUGGAAGGGGUUGAAUCUACUGAAACAAGUCACACAGAGCAUUCUGAUCCUACAGCUGAGACCACGACCGAAGGACCUCGCGUCAUGACUACAAUCAGGGGCGAAGAGGUCGAUGUUACCGAAUUAGGCAUUGACCCUGAUUAUAUUGCAGCCCUUCCAGAGGAGUUCCGUGAGGAGGUUAUUGCUCAAGCAAUCAGCACCCGGCGGUCCGAGGCACGAGAGGAGACGAAUGGCAAUUCGACAGAGGCUUUCCAAGAGUUUCUUGAUGCCCUUCCAGAAGAAUUGCGCCAUGAGAUUGCGCAGCAGGAGCGUCAAGAACAGCGCCGAAGGGCUCGUGAAGAAUCAAGUCGCCAAGUGGCCGCUACUACCGGCCAGGCAGUUGUGCCAGAAAUGGACACUUCCAGCAUCCUCCUCACGUUUCCGCCUGAUCUCCGACAGCAAGUUCUCAUGGACCAGGGCGAAGAACUCAUGGAUCAGCUUAACCCGGAGAUGGCAGCCCAAGCUCGAGCACUGGCUCAGCACAACAACGUCCACUCUGUCAUCACAGGCCGCAGCCCCCCUGGAGUUAAUCCAGCUCGUCAACCAGGACCCCCGGGACCACAAGAGGGCACAAAGACACAGCGCCGAACGGUAGUCCAAAUGCUUGACAAGGCCGGCGUUGCCACGCUACUGCGCCUAAUGUUCAUUGCUCAGCAAGGCUCUAUCCGAAGCCACCUGUUCCAUGUGUUCGCCGAUGUGUGCGAGAACAAGCAAACCCGACUGGAGGUGAUUAGCACUCUCCUCCAGAUCUUGCAAGAUGGGAGCACAGACAUGGGUGCUGUGGAGCGCAGCUUUGGUCAACUGUCUCUGAAGGCACGAAGGCCCAAGGAGAAGGAGAAGGAAUCCGACCAGAAAACCCCACAGGCUCUCAAAAGAAGUCUGACUGGUCUGACCUCUGGAAAUGCUACACAGACAAACUCAGAAACAUCGCCUCUUCUGAUUGUCCAACAGUGUCUUGACCUUUUAGUAGAGCUGUCUGGGAAGAAUCCUCACAUUCCUUUACUUUUCUUGACAGAGCACGAGGCUGUUGGCUCAACCCUCAAACGCUCAUUGAGCCGCAAAGGCAAAGGCAAAGACUCCAAGUCCCACAAAUACGCCAUCAACUCUCUGCUAUCACUUCUUGAUCGCGACCUGGUCAUGGAAAGUUCUGUCGUUAUGACUCACUUGGCAGACCUGCUAAAUAGAGUAACACUGCCUCUUCAAAAUCUUGAACGUCGACGCAAGGAGGCCGAAGAUGAACUAAAAGCUAUCGACGCGAAACCAGAAGAAGGGGAAACCACGGCUGAACAGCCUGCGGAACAGACUUCAACCACCGAGCAAGCCGAGACAAGCAACGUCAAUGAGCCCAGCACUGCUCAAGAUGAGACUAAAGAAGAUGCCGUUGACGAAGAGGCCAAGAGACAAGAGAAAAAGGAUGUGGCCCAAAAGAAACUCCGACAACUACAACCUCCUGUUGUUCCCGCACAGAACUUAACACUGGCUGUGAGGAUAUUUGUAGCCCGAGAGUGUAGCUCCAAAACCUUCCAAAACACCAUUUCGACUAUUAAGAACUUAUCUGCUAUCCCAGGGGCCAAGGCAACAUUCGGGCAGGAGCUUGUCCACCAGGCACGCCUUUUGAGCGAAAACAUUGUAGCUGACUUGGAUGAUCUUCUACCGCAAAUCGAAAAAGCAUCUUCAGGCACGGAGAUUCAAGGUGUCGCUCUCGCAAAGUUUUCCCCAGGAGCAUCAGAGCAAAACAAGCUUCUUCGUGUUUUGACGGCGUUGGAUCACUUGUUUGAUAGCAAGAAAAAGAGCAGCGAGGUCGAGUCUAGCAAGAACAAGGAGGAAAGACAUGAUCUAGUCACCUCUCUCUACCACAACUCGACCUUCUCGGCCAUGUGGGAGAAGUUGAGUGCUUGUCUCAGUGCGAUUCGCGAGCGCGAAAAUAUGCUCAACGUGGCAACCAUUUUGCUGCCACUGAUCGAGUCCCUUAUGGUGGUUUGCAAAAACACAACUACCAAUGACGACCUCUCGGUGCAGAAGGAGAUGCUCCUUGCGAGCCCACCUCCUGAGUCUCGCACGGCGAGCCUCUUCUUUAGCUUUACCGAGGAUCAUCGGCGUAUCCUUAACGAGCUUGUCAGGAGUAACCCCAAGCUCAUGUCAGGCACGUUCGCUCUGCUUGUCAAGAACCCUAAGGUAUUGGAGUUUGACAACAAGCGCAACUACUUCAACCGCAGUGUUCACUCCCGAUCUGGCAACAGCCAGAGCCGGCCAACCUACGCUCCUUUGCAACUCUCUGUCCGCCGUGAGCAUGUUUUCCAUGACUCAUUCAAGCACUUAUACUACAAAACCGGAGAUGAGAUGAAGUUUGGAAAGCUCAACAUUCGAUUCCAUGGCGAGGAAGGUGUCGAUGCUGGAGGUGUCACCCGCGAAUGGUUCCAGGUCCUGUCUCGGCAGAUGUUCGACCCCAAUUAUGUGCUCUUUACCCCCGUAUCCUCUGAUCGAACUACCUUCCAUCCAAACAAGCUAAGCGGUAUCAACGAUGAACAUCUUUUGUUCUUCAAGUUCAUUGGUCGCAUCAUUGGCAAGGCACUGUACGAGGGUCGCGUUCUUGACUGCUAUUUCAGCCGUGCGGUGUACAAGCGAAUUCUGGGCAAGUCUGUUUCAGUCAAGGAUAUGGAAUCUUUCGAUCCCGACUAUUACAAGUCCUUGUGCUGGAUGCUGGAAAACGAUAUCACAGACAUCAUCACUGAAACCUUCUCUGUCGAGGAUGAUGAAUUUGGCGUUACCAACGUUGUAGACCUCAUUGAAAACGGCCGGGAGAUCGCAGUCACGGAAGAGAACAAACAUGAUUACGUCCGCCUUGUGGUUGAUCACAAGUUGUUGUCUUCGGUCAAGGAGCAGAUGGCUCAUUUCCUUCAAGGUUUCCACGAAAUCAUUCCCGCAGAGUUGAUCUCUAUCUUCAACGAGCAGGAGUUGGAGCUCCUGAUCUCCGGUCUGCCUGACAUCGAUGUCGACGACUGGAAGAGCAACACAGAGUACCACAACUAUAAUCCAUCAUCACAGCAAAUCCAGUGGUUCUGGCGAGCUCUGCGAUCUUUCGACAAGGAAGAGCGCGCUAAAUUGCUGCAGUUUGUGACAGGAACCAGCAAGGUGCCUCUCAACGGUUUCAAGGAGCUGGAGGGUAUGAAUGGCGUCAACAGAUUCAACAUCCACCGCGAUUAUGGCAACAAAGAUCGUCUGCCUUCUUCGCAUACCUGCUUCAACCAACUUGACCUUCCUGAGUACGAGAGCUAUGACCACCUACGCUCCCAGAUAAUGAAGGCCAUCACAGCAGGAAGCGAAUACUUUGGCUUCGCGUAA